UCCGUUCGCAUAAUAUUGGCCCGCGUCUAAUAUGCAAUAAUGAGAUUUAAGGCGGUUGCAGUUGUGCUAGUUCUCCUAAUUGGGACACCGAAAACUCGUUGUGGAGAUAUCGAUGACGAAUUGCUCUGGGAGCGGCUAGUUCAAGGCGUUCGCAAUGAUAGUAGCUGGGACCUCCCUAAUUUGGAUGAAAGUGAAAAUUUGGAUUUAUUGGAAACAGAUCUAAAUAGUUUGAGUGAAGAUACAAGUGUGCAACUGAAUGAAAAUGUGGAUUUGAAGAUAGAAAAUUCAACUGAUAGUGAUAAUAUCGAUCCGGACCUCAAAGCGAGUUUCGAGUUAGAGUCAGCGGAUGCGUUAUCAGAUCGAGUCAGUCGACAACCGAAUAUUGAUGAUGGACUGCUUGAACCGGACAAUGCCAAAUCCGCUGACACAGGCAUUAAAGGAGCAACAGUUAAACCGAAGCCCGGUCAAAGUAGUUUGGUGAUUAUCUUCGAUGGAACGGGGUCAAUGUUGGAUGACCUGAAACAGCUCCAAAAAGGAGCUCGGGACAUCAUUGAAGAAAUCACAAAACGAGAAAACAACCCUAUCUACAACUACAUAUUCAUCCCCUUCCGAGAUCCUGAUUACGGCCCAGUCAUAAAUACAAUUGAUCAAAAUGAACUGUUGCAAUCCCUAGAGGAAGUUGAGCUGAUGGGCGGCGGUGAUUGUCCGGAAUCAUCAAUAAAAUCAAUAAAUGCUGGACUUGAUAUAGCUUUACCCAAAUCUUUCGUUUAUGUGUUUACUGACGCGAUCGCUCAGGACUAUAAAUUACAAGAAGAAACAAUCAAAAUGAUCCAAGAAAAACAGGCCACGCUUACGUUUCUCCUGACAGGCUUUUGCAAUUCAAAACAAUCUCCAGGAUAUUAUGUUUAUGAAACUUUAGCUGCCAUCAGUAACGGACAAGUGUAUAACCUACAAAAGACCGACAUCAAGGAUGUCCUCCAAAGCAUCAAGCAGUUCCUUGACGCCAACCUAGUGCCUAUAUCCUAUGUUUACUCUGAAGAUGCUGGAUCACAGGAUAUUGAACUUGAUGUUAGUAAAAAUUUAAAGGAGUUCACGGUGAGCUUAGCUGGAGAUAAGCCAAACAUCACAGUUUUAGAUCCUAAUAAGGAAGAAUAUAAACAGCAGAAGGAUGUCCUUGAUUUAGAUAAUUUAAAGAUAGUUAACGUUCAAGAUCCACAGCCUGGGAAAUGGAAUGUUCACACAGAAUCUGAGUCCGAGCAUUCAGUCAAAUUAACUGCGGUAAGCGAUGUCGUUUUUAAAUUCGGUUUCUCAACGACGCAACCAAAUUCAAUGGACGAUACUGACGUUAACCCAGUUAAAAAUGUUAACAACUUUUUAGCUGUUUCAACAUCCAACAAUUCUCUACUCCACAACCUCACGACUGCAGACAUCGUCCUAUUUAACACCAAGGACGACCCUGAUGAAAAAAGGCAGCUACAAAUUAAUUUGCCCUUAACGAAGCCAAAUCCAGAGGAAUGUAAUGAAGAAUUGUGUCUAUAUUUGACCAAAGCUUUUCCCCCUCCAUUGAGUUUAUUCAAAAUUUACGUGAAUGGGUUCGAUUCUGACGGAAAUCCUCUGAAAUAUUUAUUAUCUACAGCAAUUCAGGCUGUGAAUGGAGAUAUUCCACGUGUCUUCAUAAAUGAAAGCUUCGUAGAGGUCACGGAAGGUGAUCAUGUCGACAUAUUUUGUAAAGUCACAUCCGUUACUCCAGCAGCGGUCCACUGGACAAUAAAUGAUCAGUUUCAAGAUGCUAUACAAGUGAGCGAAAUCGAUAAAAGCAUUUGGAAAUAUGAAAUUAAUAAUGUUCAGCUAACCGAUGCCGGAAGGUAUACAUGUAACGCGCGUAAUGUACAUGGGACUGACAAAGGAGAAGUAAUACUAAUUGUUAAAGAAAAAGUGAUACCUCUGCAAUUGAAGAUGGUUGAAACAAACAUGAUGUCUACUGAGAACGACACUGAUUACCAAAUAAGCUGUUUUGUUCGGCCGCGACAAAAAGUUUCCUUCCAAUGGCUCUUCAAUGGACAAAAGAUCAAUACAGUAAACCACAUGGACUUAAUGACACAAAACGAUAACCUGGUAAUAACCCGAGUCAACAGAAACCAUACUGGUAAUUAUACUUGCGUUGCGAGCAACAAAAGGGAAACGAAAAAUGCCACUGGUCAUCUUAGUAUAUUUUAUCAACCAGAAAUAAUAAACCCAGAUAGAGAAGAUCGAACCAUUCGCUUUGGAGACCCAGUUGUGCUAAACUGCAAUGCAAUUGGUAGCCCCCCUCCAGCAAUUGUUUGGCACCACGACAACCUUGACAAAAUUGUGGAUAACACCAUCGACCAAUUUACAGUAGAUGAUCAGGGAUUGUACUUGUGUGAGGCUUCAAAUGGAAUAGGGAAAACAGCAUGGAAGGAGAUUUACUUGGACGGAACUGCGAGCGGUCCUCCAAAAAUUAUUCCGCCACCUUCUGGGAACAUUGUGAAGCGGCUCGGAGACAGCCUAGACCUCAAAUGUGGAUGCUCGCAAUGUAGCCCCGUUUACUAUUACAAAUGGACUAAGGUAAAAAAUCCGGACAGCAGAGAGGAUGAACAGGCGAUCGGCGGUAUUGGACCAAUCCGUAAUGAAGUCACCAAAAGUUUUCAAUACGAUUUAGAACUGACAAAUCUCACUGCAACCGACGACGGUUACUACAUUUGCGAAAUUGGGAAUGAACACGGCAUUGACAAGUACAUCACACAUGUGAACAUUUUAGAAAAGCCGACUAUCGAAUCUAUAACUGCAACUAGUAAAAUAAGUGAGGACAUGAUUAAAGCCCAUAAAGGAGAUGAUAUUCAAAUCGAAUGCAACGCCCAAGGUAGCCCCAUUCCAGAAAUAUUCUGGCAGAAGGAUGAUGUCGGAAUCGAGCCCUCUUCGAAGCUAUACAGCAGCAAAAAUAGUUUGACCAUAAGAAAUAUCUCAGAAAAAGAUAUGGGCGGGUAUACAUGCGUGGCAAGCAAUUCAUUAGGAACGGCAUCGAAGGAAGUGUUACUUUAUGUGGUAGUUCCACCAACAUUUCCCCCGCAAACAGAUACAAUAAUUACCGCCCAAGAAGGUCAAACGGUGCAAAUACCGUGUAACGUUUUUGCAAUGCCAUUCCCAGAUAUAAAAUGGACAUUCAACAAUAACGAGCUAAAUCUUACGGAUAAUCGCUAUGAAUCAAUGGGGGGCGGUAUAUCUUUUACGGCUGAAUAUAAGGACAAUGGCAUGUACACAUGUAAGGCUACAAAUGAAGCUGGAGAAGCUGCAAUAACUGUCUCUCUCAUUGUUUAUGUUCCGCCAUCUAUUUUUCCUGAGGAAGACGACUCGGUAUCUGUCCGGACUCAAAAAAAUGUAACUCUCAAAUGUCGGGCAGAAGGAUUCCCAAUUCCCAAUAUAGUGUGGACAUUCGAUGCAAAACCACCUACGAAUUCGGCUUACUUACUAGAAGGCGGUGAUUUAUUAUUGGUAAAUGUAAAUCCCAGCAUGGCAGGCCCAUAUAUUUGUGAAGCUUCAAAUACAAUUGGCGAAAAACAAAGAACUACAUUCCUUACUGUGACAGAACCACCUAAGGUGCUUUCACAUUUUGAUCCUUACAUCAACGUCACAGUCGAUACAUCCUUUUCGCUUAUUUGUACUGCACAAGGAACUCCUCGUCCGGAUGUUUUUUGGGCGAAAGAUGGCGAGAAGUUUACAGACGGUCCCCAACAGCAAUAUCUGGAUGUAACAUUUGGGAAAAUUGAUUCAGGAAAUUAUACUUGCAUUGCGCAAAGUCCUGAAGGUGCUGACACAAAAACCGUUACUAUUGCCGCAAUAGAACCUCCACGACUUGUGGAUAUCCAGUCAAUUUUAAGGACCAAAAUCAACGUCACCGAAGGCGAAAAUCUCGAAAUAAUUUGUCCAUUUAUCAAUGCCAAAAAAGUCACCUGGUAUAAAGACGAUUUCAAGUUCCAUGCUGAACCGACAGGUACCGCAACAACCAAGCUUGACCUUCCUGGGGCUUCACUAAGCGACCGCGGAAACUACACAUGUGUUGCCGAAAACGAAGCGGGAAGCCGUAAUUUCUCGCAAGAAGUGAAAGUUUUAGCACCACCUCGAGUUAUAACCAACGAUGUCAUCGAGAAAUUCGGUGAUGCUACACAAAUUCCUGAGGUGCAGGUGGAGGCUGGAGAGGAUCUGGAGAUUAACUGCCCAAUGGAGGGAUUUCCCCAACCAAAGGUCAAAUGGAUGAAAGAUAAUACAGUUAUUUCAACAGAACCAGAACUAAUCCUGAAAAAUGUGCAACCAUAUCAUGACGGAAGAUACGACUGCGAAGCUAGAAAUGACCUCGGCUCUGCAGAUUACUCAUACAUUGUGAAGAUAUUAGCGCCUCCAUCCACUCACCUACCGAAGCACACCCGGAAAGAAAUUCACGCAGGUGGGGACCUCGAAUUGAAGUGCGCGUUCCUUGGAAAUCCUAACCCGACAAUAACUUGGGAAAGAUAUGAAAUGAUUUUACCACAAACUGGAGGACCACUGCAUUUGAAGAAUAUCCAACCGGAUGACCAAGGCGAAUAUAAGUGCAUCGGAACGAAUACUGUGGGCUCUGCAGAUAUUUCAUACACAGUCGACGUUUUAGAAGCACCAAAAUUCAUUUUUAUCACGGACGAGGUCAAGAUUUCUGAAUCAGAAGAUCUAAUGCUCCGCUGUGCCGUGCGAGGAAAUCCACACCCCAUUGUCACAUGGACAUACAAUGGGCAAAUCAUCCUAGGAACAUCGAAAGUAUCUCCAGCGAGAGAAGAAAAGUACGGCAUCCUCGACCUGGACGAAUCAGGAAAUCCUACCAAUAAUGUACACACAAAUGACAUUGCUCUAAGUAAUGGAGCCGGAGCCAGUACAAACGAGAACAAUUUUCAUGGAAAAGUUUACUAUGAUUUGGACAAAGUAUCCUUGAUGCUGAUAAUAAAGAACUCGAACCGCAAGUUGCCCGGAAUGUAUACGUGUCAUGCAGUUAAUGCGAUGGGCACUGCCGAGAAAGCUGUUAAGGUGCAAGUAUUAGUCGCACCACAAUUGCAAGGACGUGACAUCGACAGAGAGCCAGCAAUGAACCUUACAUUGCUAGGUGGAUUGCCGCUAAUACUGUUCUGUCCGUGGUAUGGGGAACCCGUGCCAGCAGUUGAAUGGUUGAAGGACAAUGCACCCCUUAACAGCGACUAUCGAACUCAAAUUUCCCAUGACGGUCACGUGCUAACUAUCCCUAUCAGCGAGGCAUCUGAUAGUGGGACAUAUCUUUGUCGAGCCAUAAAUGAUGCCGGCUAUGGACAAAAACAAUUUACUGUGGACAUAUUAGCUCCUCCACACUUCAGACUUGGAACAUUAACAGAGAAUCGUAUCAAUGACGCCCCUGACCGUCUCAUAGACGAAUCCACACGGCAUGUCAUUCCAGGUGAAAAACUUAUAUUUAAUUGCCCCGUGGAUGGUAAUCCGCUACCAGCAGUGUUUUGGUUAGAAACUACAUUUGGUACCGUUAACGAUACGAAAAUCCUUCCCGAAACAUCCACACAAUUGACACUCAGCAGUGUUGAAAAAUCCGCAACUUACACAUGCUACGCUAACAAUUCCUUAGGAUUCAUCGAUAAACGUUAUGAGGUUCUCGUCCUCAAAACACCAGAGGUUCGCGAUUUUCAACCACAGCAAACCGUUUAUGAACAUCGAAGUAUAACUCUGACCUGCCCAAUUGUUGGAGGAAGCCCGAAGCCAGAAAUUACUUGGCUUAAGAAUGGUGAAGUUAUUCACGAGAAUUCGAAAAGCGCUUUCAUGUCACAAGAUAAGUCAACUUUGAAGAUUCUCAACGCUAAGAAGGAUGACAGUGGAGUAUACACCUGUAAAGCAGUUAACCUUGCUGGACAAGAGGAAAAGGACAUCAACGUUACUGUUAUUUCACCCGUCGUCUGGUCAGAAUGGGAGUCUUGGACACCAUGUAGUCAAAGCUGUGGACUUGGAGUAACUUCUAGAAAGCGGCACUGCACCCGUAUCAAUGGAGAACCUACAACCUCAUCCGACCCGCCCUGUAAUGGCCGAAGCUAUGAAUCAAAAACAUGCGAACUCUCUCCAUGUCCGAUUGAUGGGGGCUGGGGCCCGUGGUCAAAUUGGACAUCCUGCUCUAAAUCAUGCUGGGAUCGAAAGGACAAACAGAAACCUACUAAAAAGCGUUACAGAGAUUGUAAUUCACCAAAACCAGCAAUGGGCGGAAGAUCGUGCUCAGGAGUCGACUUUGAAGAAGUUGAAUGUAACACUUCGCCUUGUUCUAUUAAUGGAGGGUGGUCCUCAUGGACAGUUUGGUCUCCAUGCUCCUCAUCUUGCGGUACCGGAUUCUCCACUCGUUACCGGGAGUGCAACAACCCCGUGCCAUUGCAUGGUGGACAAAUAUGCAUUGGUAGUGCAUUGGAAUCACAAAUCUGCUACACAGGGCCAUGCCCGAUUCAUGGUGGUUGGACGGAGUGGUCACCUUGGUCCGAAUGUACUCAGACAUGCGGCACAGGAUAUAGAAAACGAAAGAGAACCUGCACCAAUCCAGAACCACGGUAUGGCGGCCUGUAUUGUCUUGGCGAUAAUGUGGAAGUGGUUAAGUGCCGAAUUAGGAAGUGCGAAAAUUCAGACUUGCUUAAGAGUUUAAACGAGAAGAAAUCUUUUAAGCAGCCCACACAAUACGAGUCGAAAACUGUGCUUUAUCCUAGAGAUGCUAUUGAUGAUGUCAGCCAGGAAUUUGAUGAAGGUUCUUAUGAUUACGCCAUUGGUACAAGCUCCUUCUCAUCCCCUGUAGACGAUUAUGGAAAACUCAGAAGCACUAGCUUCCCAGUCGAGGAGAAGGGUGCUCACGUAGUUGUGAAAGUAGAAAAAUUAACACCAAUAGAUAGAGAUACCGCACAAAUCAAUUUCCACCCUGGGCUAGCUCCGCUUGUUGUAAAGAAAAUGAUUCCAUGCGACCCGGGAUUCCGACUGGAACCUAAUGGAACAUGCAAUGAUAUAAAUGAAUGCCUGCUUCCCAACUCCUGUCGAAGUACUGAAAUUUGCACGAAUACUGUCGGUAGUUACACUUGCACGUGUCGGAAUGGUUAUAAACUAAAUGACCAGAACCUGGAAUGUGAAGAUAUAAAUGAGUGUUCUGACCCUGCAAUCAACAAAUGUUCCCAUGAAUGUAGGAAUACAGCAGGGAGCUUCAAGUGCGCCUGUCCACCUGGUCAAAUACUGUCACAGGAUUUGAAGAGCUGCUUCCGCUUAGCUUCAACCACCAACGAUUACGAAAUGUCCGAUCCUGCAGCUAAAAGCUUUGAAUUCGAAGAGGACUGCUCUGAAGGAUACUAUUUGAAUAAUGGAUCUUGUCAAGAUAUCGAUGAGUGUAUCAACGCUGAGGACGAUUGUGGCAUAGACCAAACAUGUUUAAACACAAAUGGGUCUUAUCUCUGCAUCCCAACAGUUUGCCCAAAUGAAUACACUAGGGACGAAAUAAGCAGACAAUGCGUUCUCAUGUGUAGUUCAACCAACCCAUGUCCUGAAGGUGCUAAAAUAUCACAAACGCUGAGUUAUACGUUGCUAACUCUGGACAGUCUGUCGCAGUCAGAACCUUUUUUGAAAAUCGUCAAUUACGAUGUUAACCGCAUUCCUCUACCUGAGACAAAAUUCGUCCUAGAAAAUGAUACAAAUCUGUUCCGCCUUGUUACGAUCCCGUUCCGGAAGGGCAUUGCCUACCUUUACGGAUCAAAUAAAAUUAAGAAAGAGAAACUUUAUAACGUCAAAAUCAAGGCAUAUUCAUAUGAUUCCCAGAAUGUUACCCUCUUAUAUGUAACGAAAUUCGUCAUUUAUUUGUAUGUUAUAUAAAAAAUCUAUGUCAUUACAUACUUAUUUCCUUAUUUUAUAAAUUCAAUUCUAUUAUGGUCUAUCCGUCAAACGCAUAUUUAAUUAAGUUGGAGCAAUAAAUUUUUAUAACACA
Molecule: messenger RNA, 8011 nt
Organism: Hermetia illucens (black soldier fly)
Lineage: Eukaryota; Metazoa; Arthropoda; Insecta; Diptera; Stratiomyidae
Product: hemicentin-1-like
Exons: 42
Coding region: 40-7899 (2619 amino acids)
Biological process (GO): cell-cell adhesion
Cellular component (GO): cell-cell junction
Molecular function (GO): cell adhesion molecule binding; calcium ion binding
Source: RefSeq, a predicted model, not a curated record